Messenger RNA from Pogoniulus pusillus (Red-fronted tinkerbird), 1368 nucleotides. RefSeq names its product cilia and flagella associated protein 20 (gene CFAP20). The coding region runs from base 451 to 1029 and encodes 192 amino acids. The record is from RefSeq and is a predicted model, not a curated record. NCBI's taxonomy places the organism in Eukaryota, Metazoa, Chordata, Aves, Piciformes, Lybiidae. Gene Ontology annotation, cellular component: motile cilium; ciliary basal body. Gene Ontology annotation, biological process: positive regulation of cell motility; regulation of cilium beat frequency involved in ciliary motility; cilium assembly. The transcript is spliced from 6 exons.
UCCUCCUCCCGGUCCCUUCCUCCCCGCGGUCCCGCCUGCCUCUCCGCCUCUUCCUCCUCCCGGUCCCUCCCGCCCCUCGGUCCCGCCUACCUCUCCGCCUCUUCCUCCUCCCGGUCCCUUCCUCCUCUCGGUUCCGCCUGCCUCUCCGCCUCUUCCUCCUCCCGGUCCCUCCCGCCCCUCGGUCCCGCCUUCCUCUCCGCCUCUUCCUCCUCCCGGUCCCUCCCGCCCCGCGGUCCCUCCCCGCUCCCGCUCCGCGCCGGCCGGAAGUAGUUUCGGCUGCUCCGGCUAGAUCCAUCCGCCUGUGGUAGAUCCGCUCGGAAAGUAGUUCCUUGGCGACGGCGACAACGGCAAUCGCUGAGCCGGCAGCGCGCUGCGGAGGGAUCAGCGGCGGGGCAGCCGCCGUGUGUCGUUGCGCGGCGGAGCGGCGGCGGCCGCCGGCCCGGCCCCGGCAUGUUCAAGAACACCUUCCAGAGCGGCUUCCUCUCGGUGCUCUACAGCAUCGGCAGCAAACCGCUGCAGAUCUGGGACAAGAAGGUGCGCAAUGGCCACAUCAAGCGAAUCACAGACAAUGACAUUCAGUCGCUGGUGCUGGAGAUUGAAGGAACUAAUGUCAGUACCACAUACAUCACCUGCCCUGCUGACCCAAAGAAGACCCUGGGCAUCAAACUGCCUUUCCUAGUGAUGAUCAUCAAGAACUUGAAGAAAUACUUCACUUUUGAAGUGCAGGUCCUGGACGAUAAGAACGUGAGGCGGCGCUUCCGAGCAAGCAACUACCAGAGCACGACCAGGGUAAAGCCUUUCAUCUGUACCAUGCCCAUGAGGCUUGACGAUGGCUGGAACCAGAUCCAGUUCAACCUCUCCGACUUCACUCGCCGAGCCUACGGCACCAACUACAUCGAGACCCUGCGGGUACAGAUCCAUGCCAACUGCCGCAUCCGCCGCGUCUACUUCUCCGACCGCCUCUACUCCGAGGACGAGCUGCCAGCUGAGUUCAAGCUGUACCUGCCUGUCCAGAACAAGGCCAAGUAACACCACGGUGGGAAGAGAUGCAAGAAACCUUUUGGGGGCUGUAGGAAAACAAAAGCAAGCUUGGAAGAGAAGGCCCUGCUGAGACCCAAGUUGUAGCUAGCUUACCUGGCCUGCUAGCUGAGCUGCUGUGGCACUGAGGGCUUGCUCCAGGUGGGCACCUUGCCUCUGAAGAGAGGAUUCAGCAGCAAUGAAAGGGGUUAAGUGAAGGGUGCCCUCUCCCCCCCCUUGCAGGCACUGAUUUGAUCCUGCAUUUCCUUGUCUCCCAUCUCUUCACACACCUCUUAACUGCUGGUGUCAGCCUCACUCUUGGGAAGUUAUUAAACGUUUGAGACUCUCUGA